Molecule: messenger RNA, 3700 nt
Organism: Coccinella septempunctata (seven-spotted ladybird)
Lineage: Eukaryota; Metazoa; Arthropoda; Insecta; Coleoptera; Coccinellidae
Gene: Upf2
Product: regulator of nonsense transcripts 2
Exons: 11
Coding region: 78-3452 (1124 amino acids)
Biological process (GO): nuclear-transcribed mRNA catabolic process, nonsense-mediated decay
Cellular component (GO): exon-exon junction complex; cytoplasm
Molecular function (GO): RNA binding; protein binding
Source: RefSeq, a predicted model, not a curated record
UCGAAUCGAGAGGUGAAGAUUGUUUUCGUUUCAUGUAUGUGCAACAUAUUUUUUCUUAGUCAGAGGAAAUUUUCAAAAUGACUGCACAAAGUCCAGACAAGAAAGACGAUGAGAAUACACAAGAGGAAGAGGAGGCAGAAAGAGCUGAGUUAGAAAUGUAUAUAAAAGAAUUUCAUGAGAGACUGAUUUCAAAGCAAGAACUUCGUGCUGCCAAUCAAAAUGCACACAAUAUUAGACCCCCUGAAUCUUAUUUCAGUAAACUUGAUUCCAAUGUCAAGAAAAAUACAUCGUUUGUAAAAAAAAUUAAAAACUUCACUGCCAAUCAACUGGAUACCUAUAUCAAAGAUAUGUCCGGAUUGAACCUAUCAAAAUAUAUAUCAGAAGUAGCAGCUGGACUUGUGGAUGCUAAAUUAAAGAUGACUGAUGUGUAUGCUGUUGUGAAACUAUGUAGUUUGUUGAAUCAGAAAUAUGGAGAUUUUUCUCAGUUGCUUUUUGAAAAUUGGCAAAAGAAUCUAUCCAUCAAACCGGGAGAAAAAAUUGUUAAUCCUAGUAAAUUGAGAGUUGACGUAAGGCUGUACGCGGAUUUAGUGCAAGCUGGGAUUUUCAACAACAAAAAUGCUUUCACUCUUUUGGGUAAUGUUUUGACAACUCUUAUUAAUAUGGAUAAAGAAGAACAUAGCAAUAUAUCUAUAAUACUUAGUUUCUGUAAACAUUGUGGGGAAGACUAUGCAGGUUUGGUACCAAGAAAAAUGCGGCUACUAGAAGAAAAAUUCAAAAUAACAAUUCCUCGUAGUACUUUUCUACCUCCUGAAAAGCAACAAAAUGUUAAAUCCUUACUUAGGGAUUAUUUCAUAAGUUUGAGUAAACAUCUAGUGAAAGACCAUCAAGAAAUAAUGAAUUUUGAGAAGCAAAACACAAGAAUACUACAGACCAAGGGAGAAUUGAGUGUAGAGAGGAAGGAAAAGUUAUUGAACAUGCAGAUGGCUUUCGAAAAGCUUCUUAAUAGCGCCAAGAGCUUCGCUGAAGUUCUGGACGAAAACAUGCCGUCUUUGAAGGCCCAAACCCCGGUGCAAAGUCAGGAGAACAUGAUUGUGACUGGAUCCGGCCCAGACAUCGACGACAGUUCUCAGUCUUUCAUUGAAAAGAUUUGGGUCGACUCAGAGACGCAAAAAUUUUACUGUCAACUUCCUGAGUUACAAGCAUUUCUCCCAUCGUCUUUUAUCAAUAAGUGUAAUACUGUUGCUCCCCAGGAUGUUGUCACUGAAGAGGUAUUAGAUUCUGAAUUACCUGCGGAAACUGAAGAAUGCGAGGAAGAUGGUAAAAUCGAGGAAGCUGUUCUUGUUCCUGAAGAUGAUAUAGAAGAAACGACUGUCAGCACAGCUAGCAACAAGAUCGUUCUCGAGGCCUUUCUGAACAAUCUGCACAAUUGCGUCAAUCGAGAAAUGAUAGACAAUGCUGCGAUAGAUUUUCUCGUUACGCUGAACAGCAAACACAACCGUAAAAAGUUGGUGAGAGCUCUGUUUGUCGUGAACCGAACGCGUUUAGAUCUUUUACCGUUCUAUGCAAGAUUCGUGGCCAUCCUGCAUCCAGCCGUGCCAGAGGUGGGGAACGAACUGUGCCAGAUGUUGAGACAAGAUUUCAAGUAUCAUGUUCGUAAAAAGGAUCAAAUCAAUAUAGAGUCGAAAAUCAAGGUGGUGAGAUUCAUUGGGGAACUGGUGAAAUUUCAGCUUUAUCCCAAGAUAGAAGCUCUCUAUUGCCUAAAGAUACUCCUCCACGAUUUCUCCCAUCACCACAUCGAGAUGGCUUGUAAUUUCUUGGAAGUUUGCGGGAGAUUUCUCUACUGCAGCCCGGAUUCGCACCAGAGGACCAAAGUCUAUUUGGAGCAGAUGAUGAGGAAAAAAUCCGUGCUUACCCUGGACUCUCGUUACGUUACACAGAUAGAAAACGCCUAUUAUUACGUUAAUCCGCCGGAAGUUGUGACUGUCGCGAAAAAGGAGAGGCCAGUCAUGCACCAGUUCAUCAGGAAGCUCUUAUAUCAGGAUCUACAAAAGAAUAACAUCGACAAAGUGAUGAGACUCAUGAGGAGGUUGAAUUGGAACGAUGAGGUCAUUUCGGCUUACGCCAUUAAGUGUCUGACCAACGCUUACAAUCUCAAAUAUUAUAACAUAAGAUGCCUGGCUAAUCUUUUGGCUGGCCUCGUAUCAUAUCAAGAAGAAAUUGGCACAAGAGUGGUCGAUGGAGUGUUGGAAGAUAUCAGGUUAGGUAUGGAGAAGAAUCUGGCCAAGUAUAAUCAAAGACGAGUAGCUCAAGUGAAAUAUCUAGGAGAAUUGUAUAAUUAUCGAAUGGUUGAAAGCGCGGAUGUGUUCAAGGUCUUUUAUUCCUUGAUAACAUUUGGGGUUUCUUUAGAUCCUCUAGUUACCUCACCGUUGGAUCCGCCCAAUCAUCUUUUCCGCAUAAGAUUGGUCUGUAUUCUGCUCGAGACUUGCGGUACCUACUUCAGUAGCGGAAGUAGCAAAAAGAGGCUCGACUACUAUCUCACGUUCCUCCAGGUUUAUUACUGGUUCAAAAAAUCCCAAUGGGGGGAAUCUUUCCCCCCGUUUCUGGACCACAUCUUCAAGGAGACCGUCCUCACGCUGAGACCGAAGUUGAAGCUGUGCAAGAGUUACGAGGACGCGCAGAAGGAAGUGGAAAAUAUCAGAGUUACCUUGGGCAUUGAGAAUCUGCUUUCAUCUGAAUCAAAAACGAACGAAGACGUAUUGGACACUAUAGCCGAAACCGAUAAUGAGGAUUUUGCCGAAGAAGAAGUUUCCGAAUCGGCUCCAGGUAGAUCAACCGACGAAACAGCAACGGAAGACGAAACAGUGGAUCACACCCAAGGUUCAGAUGAUGAAGGGGAUUUGCAGAGUGAAGCAGAUCCAGUGUCGGAGUCGCUCGCGAUACCUGCAGCUCCCAAAAAGGUCGAAUGUCCCGAAGAUGACGAGUUCCAGAAUGCGUUGGAUAAAAUGGUUUCGGAAAACAUUCAAGAAAGGAUGAGAGAACCCGUGAAGGCAAACAAUAUAGACAUAUCAGUCCCGGUGGUCAUGAAAACAAAUAUGAAGAAAAGUUACGAACAAUUACAGGAGCAUGGAGAAGGCGAUAACAAUAAGAUAGGUUUCGUUCUGAUGGUCAGAAAAGGGAACAAACAACAAUACAAGGCUUUCCAAGCGGAUAAGAACUCUGAAUUGGCCCAAAAUCUGAGAGAUCAGGAGAUAGCGCAAAAAGAAGAGAAAGAGAGAGUGAAACGUUUAACCUUAAAUAUAACUGAAAGACUAGAAGAAGAAGAUUAUCAAGAAUUAGUGCAACAACAAAAUAGACCAGUAACACAAAAUUACAAUAGGGAAAGAAAAAAGUACCAGCAUCCCAAGGGGGCUCCAGAUGCGGACUUGAUAUUUGGGCCGAAAAAAGUUAGGUAAUCAGAGUAUCUAGAGUGAUGAAGGAUAAAAAGGUGUGGAAGUUCCAAAUGACAAAGACGAAGAUGUCCAGACGAAGAAAUUUGUAGUCAAGAGUUCCAAGAUAACUUUGAGUUUGUUAUGAAGCCAGUCAGAUGUUGAGGUCAAAAGUAAUUUAUAUAAUUACAGUGAUUAUUUUGAGUUAAACUUUAGGAAUGAUGCGGAAGUUGAGUUGUAUUGAUGAUUUGUCACCAAUAGAAACUUUCCAGUAA